This is a messenger RNA of Ricinus communis (castor bean), 3267 nucleotides long. RefSeq names its product recQ-mediated genome instability protein 1. The coding region runs from base 685 to 2610 and encodes 641 amino acids. The transcript is spliced from 8 exons. Gene Ontology annotation, molecular function: nucleotide binding. Gene Ontology annotation, cellular component: RecQ family helicase-topoisomerase III complex; nuclear body. Gene Ontology annotation, biological process: double-strand break repair via homologous recombination; resolution of meiotic recombination intermediates. NCBI's taxonomy places the organism in Eukaryota, Viridiplantae, Streptophyta, Magnoliopsida, Malpighiales, Euphorbiaceae. The record is from RefSeq and is a predicted model, not a curated record.
UUAGAAAUUCGGAGAUGUUUAGUUGAUAACGUGUUACGGAAUGGUGCAGUGAAUGCUGGCUGCCAUAAUCUUUUGCCGACAGAAUGAAAUUAUGUACUGAAUAUGGAUCAUUCGCAACACAAUAAUGAAGAUACCACACUCUCAUCUUUUGCCUGGUCACAUGGUCCAUUUGUUUGUAGGAGCAGUAAUCUGCGUAUUCUAAAUGGCCACCUUGCACCCUUCAUUUUCUACAUGACAGACUAUUCACAGUGAUUCAGGAACGGUGGAUUAUAAUGAACUGAUCUAUAUUGGUGGUUAAGUGCUUAGUCGAAUGUAUCAUUAUUGUUAUUGCUCUUUAAACAUUAAAAAAAACAUAAUGCAAUUUCCUUUAGAGGAGAAGAUCACAAUAUAAAAAAGAGGUAGGAUGGUCAGUUCAAAAAGGUUGUAUACACAACAGAGAAAAAAAAAAAAAAAACAAUAAGCACCUCACGGCCGAAGCAAGAGAGAGGACUUGGCCCACAAUUUUUUAAAUAAAGCAGAAGGGCCUGGCUGCUUCUACGAUAGGCUCAGUGUUCACUAAACGUUGAAAUUGUUUGGGAUUUGGGCUUAAGGGUGAGGCCUGGUUAUAAAAGGAUUAAAAUCAUAUAGGGAAGGAGCAAAAGUGGAGGGAAAAUUGCAGCUUCCCGUUAAACUUGCAGAGCAGAAAUGCCGAGGAGACGCCUUACGCUUAGCUCUUUUUCAGACGAAGAAGAAGAACACGAACAUCAACAGAAUCCACAACAACAACGAGACCAUGAUAAUGAGCUUCAUUUAAAACAACACCUUCCAAACCCUAACCCUAACCUCCCCGCCGAACCUGUCACUAUUUCCGACGAUGACGAAGAAUUCAUCGACGUCUCCGAUUACCUCACGCCUCCCUCCCCACCCCCGGAGCAAUCAGUACCACACCCUCCUGUUCCUCCGGUAAGCAGCUACGGUUGUCCGAUUGAUGAUUUUCUGCUGAGGAUGGGACUGAAGUUAAGAAGAGAGUGGUUGGAUUCUUGUCUUGGUGGUCUUGAUAGCUCUGUUCGUGGCCUCGAUGUAGCAGCCAAGGCUAAGCUUUGCUUCCAGCAAUUUUUGUUUUCCGAUAUGAAUUACUCUGGUGGCGGUUUGCUUCCUCCUAAUGUUGAUUCUAUGCAUUGUGUCAAUCUCGCCGGACCCUUUGUGUUGCAGGUUGAUGAGAUUGUUAAUAUUAGUUCUCCACUCAAAGGCAGGUAUCGGGAUGCUCCUCCAGGGAUCAAGAGGUGCCUUAAGCUUUCAAUGACCGAUGGAGUUCAACGUGUUUUCGGUAUGGAAUAUAGGCCCAUUAAGGAUCUCCAAGUCUUAGCCCCCGCAGGAUUAAAGGUUGUUAUUUGCAAUGUACAUAUACGUCAUGGGCUUCUAAUGCUGGUCCCUGAAGCUUUAGAAGUUCUUGGAGGGAUAGUUGACGAGUUGGAAGCAGCACGCCAACGUCUAGUGGAAGAAGUAAAUAAGCCACCAAGGGGAAGAAGAUCCAGGAGUGGAGUGGUGCCUCCUUUAACAAGUAGAGCAACUCUGGCUGCAUGGCCAAGUAAUGGUGUUAGUUUUCCUGAAAAUACUAAUAGCCCCACUGAUGGUCUUGAUCGCAGUAAUGGCUCUGCUACUUUCGUUAGUCACGGCAAUGAUUCUGUUUGCAUUCAUGGACACAGCAAUAGUUCUGAUAAUGACCGUGGACCCAGCAAUAAUUCCGUUAAUGUGCACGGACACAGUAAUAGUUCUUCUAAUUUUCAUGGAAACAACAAUCGAUCUGUUAAUGUCCCUGGACAGAACAAUAGUUCUAAUGUUCUUGGACCAAUUAAUAGUUCCAUAUUCCAAGGUGCAGCUCCCUUACAGGUGGAGGACCAAGGUGCUGGAACCAGUCAAAGGACUCCAGAGGAGUUUGCUGCUCCAAGGAGCUCAGUGAACACGAUUCCUGAUCCAUUGUCCAGUGUUCUUCAUAAUGUUGAAGAGAUGCAUAUUGAUGCAUCUUUUGAGAGGGAAAAUGCUGUGUCAUACCAGCAUUCUAAUAUGAUAUCAAACCAUGAGGAUACCCGUAUGGCUGAUGAGUUUGAUCACCCUCUCAUACUAUCUGGAGAUCGAGAAAUCCCUUUUACAUAUUUGGCUAGUUUGUCAGCUAAGUGGGCUGCAAUGAAGGAAAAAAUAUCAUCUGUUCAAGGAAAGGUGAAGUGCUUUUUGACUGGUGUAAAGGGAUUUCAAUAUAAGCAAAGGACAACAUAUGAGCUUCGGGUCUAUGUUGAUGAUGGCAGCCUCAUUUCUGAGAUCCUAGUUGAUCACAAUGUGGUACAGAAGGGAAUAGGUCAUUCUCCUGAGGAGGUUACUGCUGCUCUUUCUUCUUCAGAUGCAAAGAGAGUUGGUAAUAUGAAAGACACACUGAAACAAUUCCAAAUAUUUUUAGUGAAUUUUGAGGGGAUAAUACGUAUAGAGAUGAAUCGAACCUCUUCCAUUCCAAUUGCCCUUGAGAUGAACCAGGGUUGCCCUGCUUCUGAUGCCUGGUUGCUUGUCAGAAGACUGAAGUCUUCUCCUGCUGUGACACCACAGCGCCCCUCCUCAGAUCCUAUUGACAUAUCACCAUAAUUCUCUCAUCACAGUUAAUGCUUGGUCUGUGAAGGACGGCCAUGAUGAAAUAUUUCGGCUCUUUCUGGUUAAAGGUUGAACGUUCUUCGAGCUUCGUUAUGUAGAUUUGGGGAUCAUAUUUAAGCUCAGAAACCAUAAUGACUUGGAAGUCAUAAGAGAGGAUAUACAGUUGUGCCUGGUCUUCAGCUUCUGGGCAUGAUUUUGAUCACCUAGUGGUUUGGCGCAAGCUCAAUGAUUAAGAUAAGCACGAGGAAUGCUAGUUAACUGUUCAAGUCAUGUGCAAGUGGCAGGGGGGAAGCUAAUGCAAAGCUAACGGAAUUGCUCAGGUCAUUUGCAAAUGGGAUGACACAUAUGCGAAGCUAAUUCAAAGCUAGCGGAAUUGCUCAGGUCAUUUGCAAAGCUAAUAACAGGGACGAGAAAAGCGGCAUUCUUUGGGUAAUACAAGUGAGAGUUGGAGAAGCCAUAGUCUCUUCGGCGGCAUUCUUUUAUUGUAGAGUUGUGCAAAACAACCUGAUGCAUCUCUCGCUUGCUUGCUGUAGAUUGUAAAUAUUACAAUUACAUAGCCACCUAUUUUUUACUCUGCAUGAUGUCGGAAAUUUCCAUUAUCCAUAUUUGGUGUUAGAAAUUCAGGAAAUUCUAUCAUCCGGUCCAUUCCUA